This is a messenger RNA of Rhinichthys klamathensis goyatoka, 2749 nucleotides long. RefSeq names its product solute carrier organic anion transporter family member 3A1a (gene slco3a1a). Gene Ontology annotation, molecular function: protein binding. Gene Ontology annotation, biological process: transmembrane transport; prostaglandin transport; sodium-independent organic anion transport. The transcript is spliced from 10 exons. The coding region runs from base 382 to 2475 and encodes 697 amino acids. The record is from RefSeq and is a predicted model, not a curated record. Gene Ontology annotation, cellular component: membrane. Lineage: Eukaryota; Metazoa; Chordata; Actinopteri; Cypriniformes; Leuciscidae.
GCUCACAUAACCAGCCAGUCAGUCAUAAUGACCGAGGCGGAGAAUCAAGCAUGCGGAGUCGAGCGAUGCUGACGGAAUACGAGCAAACACUAACGCGACGGGUGCUCGGACAGUCUCAGGGGGAAAGAAACAUGUUUGGAGUAAAAAACAGCGACCUUUUAUCCUCCGUUUCCGCGACAGAGCGCAAAGGAGGAGAGUUUAGCAUUCAUCGGCGGAGUUUCAAUGAAAAGUCUGUCACACGGCACUGAGUCUUACUGUAAACAACAGCAGUUAUAGUAGGCUAUAGCUAGUACAGAUAUAUCAAGACACGCUUGACUUUAGAGUUUAUUCUCCGUUUACAAUAGUUUGUAGCUGCGUUUCUUGGCGGCUGGACUUUUCAGGAUGCAGGUGAAAAAGAGGAGCUCCGAGGACCCUCAGCGGGAUGAAAAGAAACCCUCGUGUUUCUCAAAUAUUAAGAUAUUUUUAGUGGCGGAAUGUGCUCUGAUGUUGGCACAGGGCACAGUGGGGGCAUACUUGGUGAGCGUGCUGACCACACUGGAGCGGCGCUUCAAUCUUCAGAGCGCUGAUGUGGGCGUCAUUGCCAGCAGCUUUGAGAUCGGCAACCUGGCCCUCAUUCUCUUUGUUAGUUAUUUUGGUGCUAAAGCCCACCGUCCUCGGUUAAUUGGCUGCGGAGGCAUUGUCAUGGCUUUGGGAGCGCUGCUCUCCGCAUUACCUGAAUUCCUCACCAGUCAAUACUUGAUCACAGACACAUGGAGCAAGGAAUUGGGGCGAGACGUGUGCUCCAACACCUCUAAAACUGAUGAAACAUGUGGGAAUAGAGCAAACACCAACAUGAUGUACCUGCUUCUGAUAGGAGCCCAGGUGCUGCUGGGUAUCGGUGCAACGCCUGUUCAGCCCCUGGGGGUGUCCUACAUAGAUGAUCAUGUGCGAAAGAAAGACUCCUCUCUCUAUAUAGGUAUACUCUUUUCCACACUAGUGUUUGGACCUGCGUGUGGUUUCAUCCUGGGAUCUGUCUGUACCAACUUUUAUGUGGAUGUUUUGCUCAUCGACACAACUGUCCUGAACAUCACUCCAGAUGACCCCCGUUGGAUCGGUGCAUGGUGGGGCGGCUUUCUCCUCUGCGGUGCCUUACUCUUCUUCUCGUCCAUCUUCAUGUUUGGUUUCCCCCAGUCCCUGCCCUGCAAGGAGGUGGAGGGAGUUCUGGAGAUUGAACAGGCCAUGCUGCCCUCAUCUUUAUCCCAGGAUUAUGAGAAAUCCAAGGCCAGCAAUGGAGUCGUGCAGAACCACCAGCCCAACAGCCUGUCCUGCUGCCAACAGCUCCGAGUUAUUCCCAAGGUGACCAAGCACCUCCUGUCAAACCCAGUGUUCACAUGUAUUGUCUUGGCUGCCUGUAUGGAGAUUGCUGUUGUCGCUGGCUUUGCUGCCUUCCUGGGCAAAUAUUUGGAGCAGCAGUUCAACCUCACCACCUCCUCUGCUAACCAGCUGUUGGGGAUGACAGCCAUCCCGUGUGCCUGUCUGGGCAUAUUCUUAGGAGGUUUGCUGGUGAAGAAGCUGAACCUGUCUGCUCUGGGAGCCAUACGAAUGGCCAUGCUGGUCAAUCUGAUCUCCACUGCGUGUUACGUGUCCUUCCUCUUCUUGGGCUGUGACACAGGACCUGUCGCUGGGGUGACCGUCGCCUAUGGCAACGAGACACUGCAAGUAGGCCAGAAGCCGGAAGCCCCCUGCAUGAGUCAUUGCAACUGCUACACUUCAUCCGUCAGCCCCGUUUGUGGCUCCAAUGGUGUGACCUACUUGUCCUCCUGUUUCGCUGGCUGCACCAGAGCCAUCGGUACCGGACUACCGCCACCUCCUCGCUUUCAGAACCUGACGAGAUGCUCGUGCAUCUCCGAAUACAAUGACUUUGCCACGGCUGUGCCAGGGAAAUGCCCGCGCCCCGGCUGCCAGGAAGCCUUCCUCACGUUCCUGUGUGUGAUCUGUGCCUGCAGUAUGAUCGGAGCAAUGGCCCAGACACCCUCCGUCAUCAUCCUCAUCAGAACUGUGAGCCCAGAGCUGAAGUCAUAUGCCCUUGGAGUUCUUUUUCUGUUACUGCGACUGUUAGGGUUCAUUCCCCCUCCUUUGAUAUUUGGUGCGGGGAUUGACUCGACAUGCCUUUUCUGGAGCACCGAGUGCGGGGAGAGAGGUGCCUGUCUGCUGUACGACAACGUGACCUACCGCCACCUGUACGUCGGCAUGGCCAUCGUUCUCAAAAUUGUGGCAUUCCUCCUCUACACAACCACCUGGCAAUGCUUGCGCAGAAACUACAAGAAAUACAUUAAAAACCACGAGGGAUAUGUCACGCCCACAGAAAUGAUCUCGUCCAGCAUGAACCUGGACAGUCUCGGUAAGGACAGCAGUCAAAGCCAAGUCAACAGGACUAAAUUUAUAUAUAACCUGGAGGAUCAUGAGUGGUGUGAAAACAUGGAGUCCGUUUUAUAGAGGGUUCACACACACACACACAUGCUGAUUCAAGCAUCAUUCUAAUCAAUGAUCGUCCUUUGAGUUUAGCUCUUGUUCCAGGAUGUGCAGGACUGUUGUUGCACUUUAUUGUAAACUCAUUCAAACUCUUCUACUGGGUCCAUCUUGUUUUUAGAAGUACUGUUUCUCCAGUGCCAGUAAAAUGUUGUAGUAGUUAGUUGAAGGCGUCUACUUGGUUGCCUCACUGUUUCAUUGACUGGUAGCUGGUUUGUUCAAUUUGCAGACAUGAUCAUAC